Spinacia oleracea (spinach) is the source of this 1647-nucleotide messenger RNA. RefSeq names its product ricin B-like lectin R40G3. Bases 329 to 1390 code for a protein of 353 amino acids. NCBI's taxonomy places the organism in Eukaryota, Viridiplantae, Streptophyta, Magnoliopsida, Caryophyllales, Amaranthaceae. The record is from RefSeq and is a predicted model, not a curated record. The transcript is spliced from 4 exons.
AAACAUUACUUUCUAUCAUAAAUGAAUUUGGCGAAAUCGAUUUAAGAUGUGCCAAAAUCAUUAUUAAACCUGUUUGAUCUAUAUUUAUGGUUGACCUACUAUCAAAAUUAGGUGUAAUGCGAUUAAAGAUGCAAAAUAUCGAAUCAUUUUCACUCUCCUCAAAGUAAUUAAAAACAAAAAUCAAAAAUCAAAAGAAUCUAAGUAAUUUAAUUGGAAGUAUCAUAAUUAUUCUUUCCUCCCUUUGAAUAAAUCCCCAUACCACCCACGUUUCAUUUCUUCAAUUCCCAUUUGUGAAUUCUCAUCAUCACCAUAAUCAUAUCAUCAAGAAAUGGACCCCUUCGGCCACCACCACCACAACAACCACCGCCAUCACGGCCGUGAUGAAGAGGAUUCCGACAACUACCCUCGCCCUCAAUACCCCCCUUCCCAACCUCCUUUCGGUGGUGGCGUAUACCCACAAAACUACCCUCCGCCAGGGCCUCCACCUUCUUACGGCAGCGAAUACACUCACCCUUCACCACAAAACUACCCAUAUCCCUCCCAAGUCGCCGGAGUUCAUCACACCUCCCAUACACCCUACAUGGAAGAAUCCCCAAACUACCCUCCACCUCCUCCACACCCUUCUUCAUUUUCCCACCAAUCUUCCCAUGAUUAUGGGUCUCAUAAUUCCCACAUGGAAUCCCCAAAUUACCCUUCGUAUGGUCAUCAAACUUCUUACCAUGACGAACCUGAUCGCCAUGAAAGUGGUCAUGGUGGUGGUCUUGGUGGUGGGGCCCAUCGUUUCAGGCCUCAUAUGCCUGGUUUCAUUCAAGAGCAUUUUAAUCAUUCACCAAGUAAUUUGAGUAGCCUUGAAUCUGAUAGUUAUAAUGCAGGUGGUGUUGGUGGUGGGAUUGAUUUGGGAGAUUAUUUUGGGAAUAAGCCAACAUUUAAGAUAUAUUCCAAAGCUGGUGGGGAUACUUAUUCUGUUGCUAUCCGGAAUCACAAGGUUGUUCUUACUCAUUCGGAUCCCAAUGAUCCUACCCAGCACUGGUUCAAGGAUGAGAAGUAUAGCACAAAGGUGAAGGACUCAGAUGGAUACCCAAGUUUUGCAUUGGUGAACAGAUCUACUGGACAGGCUUUGAAACAUUCAGUUUCUGCUGAGCCGGUGCAAUUGGUCCCUUACAAGCCUGAUGUUUUGGAUGCAUCGAUCCUGUGGACGGAGAGCAAGGACUUAGGUGCUGGGUUUAGAACUAUCAGGAUGGUGAACAAUGUUAACCUGGUUAUGGAUGCUUUCAAUGGGGAUAAGGAUCAUGGUGGAAUUCAUGAAGGCACAGUUAUUGCCCUUUUCAGGCCCUGGAAAGGAGAUAAUCAGAAUCAGCAAUGGAAGCUUUACCCUCAUUCUCAGGCAUAGAUCUGGUAUAUGGUGUGAACUCAAAAGCAGAAACGCGUUAGCCAAGCUCUUACAGCUUCUUAAUUUUCCGUGUGCUGUACUUGGUACAAUAAUUUAUGCUUCUGUACAAACUGAUGAUGGUGCUGAUAGCUUGUUGUAUUUCUUGUAAGGUUUGUGGAUUGAUAAAACUAUAAUACACUGUGGACUUGUUUUUGAUAGUUAAAAAAAGAAUACAUCUUUUUUUUUUGUUAAAUAAAGAUGCGAUAUAAUUCCUGUUU